CCGUCGGUGACCACCUGCGGGGCUGCUUCGACCGCGAGCGGACCGCCGCGAGGUCCUACGAGGCUACUCUCUCGGCGCACAGAACCGAUGGCGCCGGCUGUUGUGCUCACGCACGUCGAGGACCCCUAUGCGUCGCACUGGAGCUGCCGCGCAAGGGCCCCGUACGCGGACGAGGCGCCGACGUUCGACGACCAUUGGACCUGUCGCGAGCGGCCGCCGCCGGUGAGCACGCCGCGCAAGACGUUCCUCGCCCGCCGCGCGGCCGCGUCGACGCCGGACGUCGGACAGCCCAUGCGCCACCCCGGCGUGCUCGCGUUGCCGCAGGAUAAGACGCUCGUGAAUCUGGAGGGGAACAUCGGCGCCGGCAAGAGCACGCUCCUGCGCGUGCUGAAGGCGGCCUACGGCGGCUGCAGCGCCGUCCGCUUCGUCGACGAGCCCGUCGCGCAAUGGGAGCGCGCGGGCCUGCUCGCGGCGCUCUACGCGGGCAAGAUGUCGCCCGCGGCCUUUCAGCUCACCGCGAUGGUCACGCGGGCGGCCGCACUGAAGGAAGCCCUCGCGGAUCCUUUUGCGAAAGUGAUCAUCAGCGAGCGGUCGCUUGCGUCGGACCGUGCGGUCUUCGCGGAGACGCAGCUCUCCGGCGCCGACCGGGACGCGUACGACCUCGCUUACGAGACGAUCGAACUGCCAGCGGUCGCCGCGACGGCUACCGUGCUGCUCGAGUGUCCCGUCGAGGAAUUGACGAGGCGCGUCGCGCGUCGCCGCCGCGACGGCGAGAAUCACGUCUCGGGCGAGUACCUGCAGAUGCUCGAAGCCGCGCACGAGCGCUACUUUGCGACUCUCGACCGCGCGAGUCGCGUCGACGCGUCGGCCGCGCCCGACGACGUCGCACGAGGCGUGGUGAAUGCGAUCAACGGCCUCGUCGCGCCUUCUUUGCCGAAGCCGCGAAUGCGGUCGCCGACGAGUGUGGCGGACCUUGUCGACAAUGACUCCGACGUUUGA
This is a messenger RNA of Pelagomonas calceolata, 999 nucleotides long. NCBI's taxonomy places the organism in Eukaryota, Pelagophyceae, Pelagomonadales, Pelagomonadaceae. The record is from the annotation of a GenBank genome assembly.